CCCCGCGGCCGCGCGAGUGCUGCGCGUGGCGGCAGCAUGGGCCGGGCCGGCGGGAGCGGUGGGGCGGCGGCGAUGGACGCGGUGCGCAGCUUCGAGCGCUGGAAGAAGAAAUACACCCGGCGGACGAAGAGGCUGCGGCUGCAGCGCAAGGAGAGGAAGCGGCCCGAGUGGCAGGUAGAGCGGGAGAACAUCGCCCGCCUGGUGCAGCGCUACCCCGAGAUAAAUGCAAGUGAAAUCCAAAGAUUUUCAGAUUUUCCAUUGUCAAAAAAAACCCUAAAAGGACUGCAGGAAGCUCAGUAUCGUGUGGUAACAGAGAUACAGAGGCAAACCAUAGGUUUGGCUUUACAAGGUAAAGAUGUACUCGGAGCUGCAAAGACUGGAUCAGGCAAAACCUUGGCUUUUAUUGUUCCAGCUUUGGAACUCCUGUAUCGCCAACAGUGGACUUCCGCUGAUGGACUGGGAGUCCUGAUAAUAUCGCCGACCCGGGAACUGGCAUAUCAAACCUUCAAGGUUCUGCGUAAAGUGGGAAAGAAUCAUGAGUUCUCAGCUGGUCUUGUCAUUGGAGGAAAGGAUCUGAAAGAAGAGUCUGAAAGAAUACACCACAUAAAUAUGCUAAUUUGCACUCCAGGACGGCUUCUACAACACAUGGAUGAAACUUCAUAUUUCUAUGCAUCUGAUCUGCAAAUGUUGAUUCUCGAUGAAGCUGAUAGAAUUCUAGACAUGGGGUUUGCUGAUACAAUGAAUGCAAUCAUAGAAAAUCUACCUAAGAAACGCCAGACCUUGCUUUUUUCUGCAACACAAACAAAAUCAGUGAAGGAUCUUGCACGUCUGAGUCUGAAAGAUCCAGAAUAUGUUUGGGUUCAUGAGAAGGCCAAAUUCAGUACCCCAGCAACUUUGGAUCAGAAUUACGUUGUCUGUGAACUUCAGCAAAAAGUAAACAUGUUAUACUCUUUCCUGAGAACUCAUUUGAAAAAGAAGAGCAUUGUGUUUUUUGCAAGCUGUAAAGAGGUCCAAUAUCUGUUCAGAGUUUUCUGUAAGCUUCAGCCUGGUCUUCCUGUACUGGCACUCCAUGGCAAGCAGCAGCAGAUGAAGAGAAUGGAAGUCUACACUUGCUUUGUUCGGAAAAAGGCAGCAGUACUUUUCGCUACAGAUAUUGCAGCUCGUGGUCUGGAUUUUCCAGCAGUGAACUGGGUCAUUCAGUUUGAUUGUCCAGAAGAUGCAAACACAUACAUCCACAGAGUGGGAAGAACAGCCAGAUACAAAGAAGGUGGUGAAGCUUUGUUAGUAUUGCUGCCCUCAGAAGAAAAAGGCAUGGUGGAACAGCUGGCACAGAGGAAAGUACCUAUCAGUGAAAUCAAAAUUAAUCCUGAAAAACUUACAGACAUCCAAAAGAGGAUGCAAGCUUUCUUAGCUCAAGAUCAGGAGUUAAAAGACAAAGCUCAAAGGUGUUUUGUAUCCUACUUGCGUUCAGUUUAUUUAAUGAAGAACAAGGAAGUAUUUGAUGUUUUCAAAUUGCCUCUAGCAGAAUAUGCCCUGUCACUUGGUCUUGCAAUGGCACCUCGUGUGAGGUUUCUUCAAAGAGUUCGGAAACAGCUAUGUGCAAAUGAGGCAGCCAAUGGGACAGAUCACUCAGAUGAGGCAGAGCAAAAUGAAAAUACCCUCUCCUCAAUAAAAGGAGUGGAGAAACGUGGAACUAAUUUCAGUGGAAAAACAUCUGUUGACAAAACAAAGGAAAAUGAGAGAAGGAAAGAAAUAGAGGAAUGUUCUUCCAGUGAAGAUGCUGAGGAGAGUGAUGAGUCUGAGGAUGAGUUGAAAGAACUAUCUGAGGAGGAAGAGGCAGAAAAAGAAGGUCCUAUACCAAGCAGGGUACCAAACUCAGACUCUGCACAGUUCUUUGAAGAUGAUGAUGACGAUGACGAUGAUGAUACUAAAGGUCUUGAUUUGCUGACAGUGAAACAACGGGAUGUUUUUGGUGUUGAAAGUAACGAUAAUCCAGCACCGAGUGCAUCAAAAUCAAAGGUGAAGAAGAAAACAACUAAAACCCAAGAAGCCAAAAAAAUUUUGAAGAAGAAGUUUAAAGUUAACACAAAAAUAGUCUUUACUGAAGAUGGAGAGUUAGUGCAGCAGUGGCCACCUGUGCAAAAAUCCAGUUUGGCGAAAGCAGGUGAGGAAGACGAUGCCACCGGUAUUAACUUAGAUAAAGCGAAAGAGAUACUGCGUGAAGAAGACAAAUUUGACAAAGAAGAAUACAGGAAGAAAGUAAAGGAAAAACAUAGGGAGAAGAGGCUGAAAGAAAAAGCAGCAAGGAGAGAAGCCAGGAAUAAGAACACACAGGCUGAAGAGGAAACAGUGGCCUUUCUUGCUCACAGUGGAAGUGAAGAAGAGUUUGAUCCAAGUACUCUUCCAGAUCCUGAUAAAUACAAAGAUUCUAAUGAAGAGCAAGAUUCAGAAAGUGAAGACAGCUAUAGUGAACUUGAGGAGAAGGGUGGAAGAAAGAAGAGAAGCUAUAGCAACAGUACCACAGCAGAAGAAAUGCCACUCAAAAGAAAGAAGGUAAAAUUCAGCCAAGAGGAGGACCCUUAUUUGCCAUUAGAUACUGGACUUUCUCUGGCAGAGGAUGAAGAGCUUGUUCUGCAUCUGCUCAGCAGUCACAGCUAAUUAUUUUUCUGCACACUUUCUUCCCUGGGACAUCUCUACAAUUUUGUCAGUAGUUUACGCAAAAUGAAUUUGGCAUCUGGGCAGCUGGGUACCAGUGGAUGUAGAUAAAUGAGUUCCACAUGCAAUGGGAUUGCCUUAGAUUGACUCACAGAUUAGAGACAAUAUUUAGUUUGAUUUAUAAGGCUUUCUAAAUGAACUUUUCAACCUAAGUCCCCAGAUGUCAUUUUGCAGUAACACAUUCAUAAUUUAAAAUCUCCAAGUUUUGAAGCAAUUAUCAUCUUUUCUUUUAAUGUUGCUUUAAAGGAAAACAGGAUGUUCCUUUCUUAACUGUGUCAGGUUUGUUGUUAUUUUGGAAGAUAUAUGUGUAUUAAUAUUAUUAAAGAAAAAUUCUGUUGGCAGCUCAAGUCAUUUUACUUAAAAAUACUUCUUCAGUCUCUCAUGCACAUAUUUAAAAAAUAUUUUAAUAAAAAUUUCUGGAGCCUUGAUGUAAA
Messenger RNA from Lepidothrix coronata (blue-crowned manakin), 3149 nucleotides. It is a transcript of the gene DDX10, whose product is annotated as DEAD-box helicase 10. The record is from RefSeq and is a predicted model, not a curated record. Gene Ontology annotation, cellular component: nucleus. The transcript is spliced from 18 exons. NCBI's taxonomy places the organism in Eukaryota, Metazoa, Chordata, Aves, Passeriformes, Pipridae. Gene Ontology annotation, molecular function: nucleic acid binding; ATP binding; RNA helicase activity. The coding region runs from base 37 to 2658 and encodes 873 amino acids. Gene Ontology annotation, biological process: rRNA processing.